Planococcus citri (citrus mealybug) is the source of this 2807-nucleotide messenger RNA. RefSeq names its product poly [ADP-ribose] polymerase-like. NCBI's taxonomy places the organism in Eukaryota, Metazoa, Arthropoda, Insecta, Hemiptera, Pseudococcidae. Gene Ontology annotation, cellular component: nucleolus. The coding region runs from base 394 to 2610 and encodes 738 amino acids. Gene Ontology annotation, biological process: double-strand break repair; protein poly-ADP-ribosylation. Gene Ontology annotation, molecular function: DNA binding; NAD+-protein mono-ADP-ribosyltransferase activity; zinc ion binding. The record is from RefSeq and is a predicted model, not a curated record. The transcript has 14 exons.
GUGCAGAUUUGCUGGUUCACAAUUAAGAUAAGUUUUCUUUUUGCGAACGGCUGGCUGUGCUCUUGUAUUGUUUCUGUGUGAUUUUUUUUUUUUGUCUACUACGGAGUGUUCGAGUUUUCAAAGUGCAUAAAUGUGAAGUGGGAACUGUCAAAACAAGAUGGUGAGAGGGGAGGGAGUAUCUUACACCUUUCCCCUCAAAGGAGUCCCUUUUGAAAGCACGUGGGUCAGCAAAGUUUUCCGAUGACAACAUCGUCGUGGGAAAAACUAUGACGUCAACGCAUCUAGGAAAAUUGAGAACAGAAUUACUUACCAAUAUAUAACCCUGAAAUUCAAAACUCAUAGUUUACUACUAUUCUCGCAAUCACAUUUCCAUAACCUUCUCAAUAUCUUAAGAUGGAUUUGCCAUUUCGUGCGGAAUACGCCAAGACUGGUCGUUCAUCAUGUAGAGGAUGCCGGACUUUUAUAGCUGACAACACAUUGAGAUUAGCUGUUAUAAGUCAGGCGUCCACGUUUGACAAAAGAAUUGCGCGUUGGUAUCACGUUCCUUGUUUCUUCGAUACACAGCUUGUGAAAAGUGUUGGAGAUAUAUCGAAUUUUGAAUCACUCAGAUCGGAAGACCAACAAUUGAUCAGAUGUAAAGUGGCUGGAGCACCUUCUGGAUCAACUGGUGGAGUCAGUAAUGGAAUGUCUGCUAGAGAAAUUAAAGAUAUGAAAGAACAAAAUGCUUUGAUGUAUUAUUACCACGAUCGUUUGAAAUUACUAGAAAAGAAACAGUCGACUGCUUUACUGGAAUAUAACAAUCAAGAAGCGAUUGCUGCGAGUACCGAAACUAUUCAUGAUAGAUUAGCUGAUGCGAUGACGUUCGGAGCAUUACUUCCUUGCGAAGAAUGCGGACACAGUCAAAUAGUGUUUCGCUCUGGUGUUGGAUAUUUAUGUUUAGGCAAUAAAAACGAAUGGGUCAAGUGUGAAGCAGUUACAGAUGACCCCAAACGUAAACCUUUCCUAGUGCCAUACGAGUUGAAAAAGAAAUUUGAAUUUUUAGCGACGUACAAAUAUAAACCUCAGAAAAGAAUUUUUCAAUCCAAUAAACCCACGGUCUCGAAAUCGCUCAGCUUUAAUGGUGGCAAGUACGAGUCAAAUCUUCCAUCCAAGGUAAAGCUCAAAGUUCAAAACGGUGUGGCCGUUGAUCCAGCCUCCGGAUUGGAGGAUGUUGCUCAUGUGUACCGUUUAAACAAUGACAGUUAUACCGUUGUACUUUCUGAAGUUGACAUACAGUUCGGACGUAACUCUUACUAUAUACUUCAAAUUCUGGAAUCUAAUGAUAAAACAACGUAUUGGUUGUUCCGCGCUUGGGGACGUGUUGGUGGCAGAUACAGAAGUAAAAAGCUCGACAUGAUUAGUAGAGUAGAUGCCAUCUUCGAAUUCGAAUGGUUAUUCGAAGAGAAAACCGGCAACAUGUGGAAAAACCGUGCUAAGUUCGUGAAAAAGCCGGGAAAAAAGAAUUGGGUUGAUGUUUCAUACGAAGAUGAGCCCGCAGUACAUUACAAACUUCAGCAGCCUGUUCGAAAUCUUAUCACUCUCAUAUUCAACGUAGACACUAUGAAAAACAUCAUGAAAGAGUUCGAGCUGGAUACGAAGAAAAUGCCGUUGGGUAAACUGAGUAAAGAACAGAUAACGAAAGGUUUUGAAGUGCUGACCGAACUGCAGAAUUGCAUCAUCUUCUCAGCACCUGUUGAUCGUAAAAUGAUGUACCAGAACUUAGCGGAUUUGACUGACCAAUUUUAUACUUUGAUUCCGAAUAGUUUCAGUGUUGAUGAUCCGCCAUUGUUUAAUGACCUGGAUACUAUAAAGCAAAAAUAUGAAAUGUUGCGCACGUACACGGAAAUGGAAAUUGCGCAAUCGAUGCUCAGAGCUGUAGAAUCCGAAAACAAGGAUGUUCACGCUAUCCAUUCGUAUUAUUUAAAAUUGAAAACAGAAAUCAGCCCUUUGAACAGAACCGAUCCGGAAUUUCAACUGCUGCAAUUGUAUGUUCAAAAUUCUCAUACCGAAAUUCAUCGCAAGCUUUACGAUCUCGAAAUCGCGGAAAUUUAUAAAGUCGAAAGACAAGGAGAACGUGAGCGAUACAAACCAUACAAAAACGCACACAACAGGAAGCUCUUGUGGCACGGUUCCAGACUUACCAAUUUCGCCGGCAUCCUAUCUGAGGGUCUUCGUAUUGCAUCUCCGGAAGCACCACUGACCGGUGCUAUGUUCGGUAAUGGUAUCUACUUCGCUGAUAGGGUGUCGAAAUCGGCCAAUUAUUGUAAGUACACGGAUACAAACAAUACUGGUGUGGUAUUAUUGUGCCAAGUCGCACUUGGAAAUAUGGGUGAACUUACUGAAGCCAAACCAGACCUAAAGAAACCACCCGCAGGUAAGCAUAGCGUCAAAGCAUUGGGUAAAAUAGAACCUGCUGAAUCCAUUGUUCGAGAAGAUGGUGUCGAAAUACCAUUGGGUAAAGGAAUUGUGACCGACAAAAAGAUAAAGUUGCGGUUCAACGAAUAUGUUGUUUAUGAUGUCGAUCAAGUCAAGGUGGAAUAUUUAGUGCAGCUGAAGUUCCUUUGCAACUGAUGCUCAAAGAGCUGACGAAGCUACAAUUAGUUAUUUCGUUCAAAUUACAUUUGUUAUUAUGUUCCUGACCUACAUAUGUACAUACGAGUAGCAUAGUAAGUUAUACGUUUACUCAAUAUCAAAGACCAGUCAUCAAUCUAAAAAUCCUUUUUUAUACCAAUUUUUUAAAUUUUGAAUUAAAACCUUUUUUUAAUGAA